Messenger RNA from Saccoglossus kowalevskii, 2763 nucleotides. RefSeq names its product ADP-ribosylation factor-like protein 8B-A. NCBI's taxonomy places the organism in Eukaryota, Metazoa, Hemichordata, Enteropneusta, Harrimaniidae. Gene Ontology annotation, cellular component: lysosomal membrane. The record is from RefSeq and is a predicted model, not a curated record. Gene Ontology annotation, biological process: protein transport; anterograde axonal transport. Gene Ontology annotation, molecular function: GTP binding; GTPase activity.
GCGAGCUUCAACAGUCACAUGACGAUCUAAAGUGUCUGUGUGUCGGUAUAUCAUUUCAAUAACGUAGAGGAGUACACGCUCUGGUUUGAUUCUAAUUUUGAGGGGGUAAUAUCUAAAAGUAGCCAAAAUGUUGGCGUUUUUCAAUAGAAUACUGGACUGGCUUAAGAGCCUAUUUUGGAAGGAGGAAAUGGAGCUGACGUUAGUAGGUUUACAAUACUCCGGAAAAACGACGUUCGUCAAUGUUAUCGCGUCUGGGCAAUUUAGCGAAGACAUGAUACCCACCGUAGGUUUUAACAUGAGAAAAGUCACUAAAGGAAAUGUCACAAUCAAGGUUUGGGACAUUGGUGGUCAACCAAGGUUUCGAAGUAUGUGGGAAAGAUACUGCAGAGGAGUCAAUUGUAUAGUUUAUAUGGUAGAUGCAGCGGAUCAUGAGAAACUGGAAGCAUCGCGUAAUGAACUACAUAAUCUUCUUGACAAACCACAAUUAGCAGGAAUCCCGGUGCUUGUACUUGGUAAUAAGAAAGAUCUCCCUAACUCACUUGAUGAAAAAGAACUAAUUGAGAGAAUGAAUCUUGCAGCCAUCCAAGACAGAGAAAUUUGUUGUUAUUCUAUCUCAUGCAAAGAGAAAGAUAAUAUUGAUAUCACACUGCAGUGGUUAAUUCAGCAUUCCAAAGACAGUCGCUGACCGGCUUUUAUUGUCUGACCCCUCCCCUUAUUAGCCCCUCACUCAAAUAAUGUUAAACACUUUAUCAAACUGGCUUCCAGUAUUCAUUUUGUUAUGCCAAGGGACCAAUCAGUUCUAGAGAACCACACCUAGAUUGGCUGCGCCCGACAGAAAGCAGGAGUACAUCAUUACCUGAAUGUGUACAAGAAGCUUUUUUUUCUGCCACUGCUGUACUGGUUUCGUGACCAGGGCUGUGAUUUGUAAAAUGUAAGCAUGAAAAUAGUUAUUGGAUGGAAGCACCUUUAUAAUCUUUGCAUUAGUCGAAUAGAAACCUUUCACCCUCCAAUACAUGUUUGUUUUAUAGUCAGCGAUGAGUGUCUGUCAAUGGUGGAGUGACAUAGACGUAUGUAAAUUGUAUGUUAAUCAAUGGUGUAAUUAUGUGACAAUUAGCUUAACCAGGCUUCAUACUAUUAUAUGUAUUAUAUAGAAACGAGAAACAAAUAUUUGGUCGAUUUUUUUUUUUUACCAGUUUUUCAUAGCAUUUAUUUUGUCUUUCUCUAGAUUUGAUUGGCACAGGAUCCCAAAUGCUUAUCCAAUCACUGCUCUCAAAUUACAAUCCCAUUUAAGCUCUUUUUAAAAACAAACAAUUAUUUCAUCAGGAUAUGGCUAUUACUUGUGAUUUUUUUUUUUGUAUUUAUGGAAAUUUGUAAGUAUUUCUUUUGCCUUCAGCUGAUUUUUGUUUGGAAUAAUACUCCAUGAUUAGGGGUACAGAGAAUCGAACUUCAAUAAAAAUUGAUGGAAUUUUUUUGUAGCAAUUAGCAAUAUGAAUCAAGUUUUAUCUGCGAACGUAAAUAAAUAUAUAAAAAGCUAAUCAACUGCCUGUAUGUUAAUUUUUCUUCUGUUAUUGCAUUUUGGGUGGGGUAAGUUUUCUUGCCAUUUUAUGCAGAACAACAGCACACUUUAAACAUGUCAUUUCUGUAUGUAAUUGUUACUCUUCGGUUACCUCCAUUCGAACCAUGCAGUCAUGUAGAUGUAAUAUUUUGACAUGGAAAACAUUAACGCGCAGCCUAUUAUUUUGUACUGUUUAUGGGUAGGCACAGUCUGGUUAUCUUAAAUUCAAAGUUUUUUGUGACGUGAACGAGACCCAGACUUCUUCAAUUUUCAGGAUAAUUGCUAUAAACCAUCAGUAUUUUAGGAUUGUACAGCGGACAGAUGCUGCAUUUGGUUGUACUCAAUUGUAACUACAUUGCUACACGUUUCCAUUUUGAUAUCAAGGGAAAACUGAUGCGGUACAAUUCCAGAGUCAAUUGCUUUAUUUUACAGCUGUGCACAUACUUUGAAACAAAAGUACAAUUGAAACAAAUGCGAGGGACCAAAAUCAUUGCAAGUCUCACCAAGGUACUUUUCAGUAGAGCAAGUUUGGCCAGACAGACAGACAGACAGACAGACAGACAGUUUGUUAUGAGGAAGAAAGAUAUGUGCAGGCAAGCAAUAGCUCAGGUUUUUUUUUCAUGGAUUUCUGAUUGUAGACUAAAUUGGAUUUAGUUUAAACUAAAAUAUUAAUAGAUGCUAUGAAUCAUGGGUAGUAAUAUUUAAGUGAUUUAUGUUUUCAAAAAAAAAAAAAAUUGUGAAUCUGAGGAAUAUAUAUAAAUGGAUUGUUUGCCUGUUAAACAGGUCUUACGAUUCACUGUUUUCACAUAGAUGGUACAUUUUUACAAUUUUGUAUUACAGCUAUGUUGGCAAGGUAAUAGAUGUGGUUUUCUUGUAGUGUUGCUAGGGACCGUGGAUUAAGGAUGUUCAAUACAGUUUAACUUUGCAAUGGACACAGACUGCUGGUUUGAAUAUAAAAUGCAAAUACCAUUUAAAAAAGACGAGUGACCCAUUAGAUUUAAUUUGUAGAAAAUGUUAUGUUUCAAAUUUCCUUAUUUGAAUAAUCACUUAAUAUGCAACAAUGAGAAAAUUUGAAAUGUUCUCACACUAUUGAACAUCCUUAAAUGUACUUUGUAAUUCUUUUGCACUGUUGACAUUGUUUUCAUUGGUUCUAUUAUGACUUGAAAUUUCAUAAGAAAAAAAAACAAUAAAACCAUGACUUUUUAACU